Messenger RNA from Drosophila hydei, 1354 nucleotides. RefSeq lists its product as uncharacterized. The transcript is spliced from 2 exons. The coding region runs from base 1 to 1335 and encodes 444 amino acids. NCBI's taxonomy places the organism in Eukaryota, Metazoa, Arthropoda, Insecta, Diptera, Drosophilidae. The record is from RefSeq and is a predicted model, not a curated record.
AUGUGGCAGCAAAUGGACAAUGCUGUCAUGGGCGGGCUUAUGGGGCGCAUGUUCAGUGGUGCUCGGUCGAUGAGAUCGAUGUUUGGUGACUUUAUGCCCAGCACGGCGAGCUAUGCCAAGAACAUGAUGGACUAUAUGCCAACAGAGACGACGCGCGUCAAGUACAUCAUCCGAGAUCCGCACACGAACAAGCCAGUGAAGAUUAUCAAGAUGCGUGGCCCGCUGAAGAAGGUAGUGAAGCUGAUGCGGCCACUGCCCAAGCCCUUGGUCACAGAGCCCACGAAGCUGCAGUACGAGAAUCGCAUGCGCCAGCUCGAGAAGGAGCAGGAGCUGAUUGUCGAGGGCAAAGUGCCCAUUAGCAGCGAUGAGGCACUCAUGGAUAAGUACUUCAAGCACAAGCCCCGAACCAAUAGCAAUGAGAUUGUCUCCGGCAAGAUUAUGGAAUACCAGAGCUGGAAGCCAGUCUACAAGUCUGGCGAGCAGCCCACAUCUUAUGUGACGCUGCGGCCUCAGGCCAUGACACAGCUGCACACACAAAUCACGGCCAGCAAGGACAGUCAGGAUUACCAGGGAGUACCGCCUGGCAAUAUGCUGCCCAAGCCCGAGAAGCUAGUCGGCCGUCGUCCAGAGCUGGACGAGGAGGACGACGACUUCGAGCAGGUCGAAGAGGACAGCGAAAAUGAGCUGGCCAAGCCGCCGGGGCAUCAGUACGAGGUGACCGAGCACACGGGCGAGGCAAGCGGCGAAGUGCAAUCCUUGGCGCCCAUGGAAGGCGGCUUUGUGCCCUCCAAGCACAACCAUCACAGCAACCAUCCCAGCAACAGCGGCAGCCACUCGAACCGUCCGCGUAGUCGUGGCAACAGCCUUGCCCCACCGACUACCACGACAACCGAGCUGCCCAAUUAUCCGCCAGCUUUUUUGAAAAAGUAUCGCGCGCAGGAGGCCGCUGUCAACGCAAAGCCCAGCAGCAGUAAAUCGAGACCCAAGCACCACAAAGAGCUGAUCCUCACAGAGAGCAGCCCACAGUCCAAUGUUAGCUUUGCGAUGAGCAGCCUACGCGCACGCCUCCAGGAACAGCAGCGGCAAACCAAGCAAGAGGAGCGCGACGCCGAAAUGGAGGCGGCCUUGGUGGAGGCGAUGCACGGCGACAAAUGGCCAGCGGAGGUGCAGCACAGCAGCAGUUAUCUGACCAGUCCCAUCGGACCCAGCGCUGUGGCCUUCGACCAGGCCGUACAGCCCGUAAAGCUGCCACGCAGCGAACACAAGAGACAACGCGCAAAUGUGCGACAGCGCGGAUCCAUCAAGUUUAGCGAUAAUCCCAACGAGGAGGUGUAGCCCAAGGGCGCGCACCAGU